Cherax quadricarinatus is the source of this 6116-nucleotide messenger RNA. It is a transcript of the gene Rpe, whose product is annotated as ribulose-phosphate 3-epimerase. Gene Ontology annotation, molecular function: D-ribulose-phosphate 3-epimerase activity; metal ion binding. The record is from RefSeq and is a predicted model, not a curated record. Gene Ontology annotation, cellular component: cytosol. Lineage: Eukaryota; Metazoa; Arthropoda; Malacostraca; Decapoda; Parastacidae. Gene Ontology annotation, biological process: carbohydrate metabolic process; pentose-phosphate shunt, non-oxidative branch; pentose-phosphate shunt.
UGAACUUACAACAUGCGGUUGGUGGGUUGGGUGUAGCCCGUCAACCCAACACUGAACAUCCACUCACCUACACCACUCAAACUUAUUGACAGACUUAACCAUGGCUGGAGAUCAGAAGCACGUGGAGUGUAAGAUUGGCCCCUCAAUCUUAAAUGCUGACCUGUCAAACUUACAUGAGGCCUGUAUUAAGAUGAUGGACUCUGGGGCUGACUAUCUUCAUCUGGAUGUGAUGGAUGGACACUUUGUCCCAAACCUCACCUUUGGCCAUCCUUUGGUUAAAUGCCUACGGUCAAAAGUUCCUAAGGCAUUUUUUGAUAUGCAUAUGAUGGUGGCAAAUCCUGAGAAGUGGGUUGAUCCGAUGGCUGAUGCGGGAGCUGACCAGUACACAUUUCACAUUGAAGCUACUGAAGAUGCUCCUUCCUUGGCUCGCAAAAUCAAAGAAGCAGGGAUGAAGGUUGGCAUAGGAAUUAAACCAGGCACAUCAGUAGAUGCAGUAGUGCCUUACGCUGACUUGGCAGACAUGAUCCUUGUGAUGACGGUAGAACCUGGCUUCGGAGGGCAGAAAUUUAUGAGCGAUAUGAUGCCAAAAGUUAAAUAUCUUCGACAGAAGUUUCCUGACAUGGAUAUAGAAGUGGAUGGGGGUGUUGGACCUGCGACUAUUGAUGCCUGUGCUCAGGCUGGUGCAAACAUGAUUGUGUCUGGAAGUGCUGUUGUAAAUGCUGAAGACCCUAAAACUGUCAUUUCAUUGUUGCGGCAAUCUGUUGUGAAAGCUCUGUAAGAAACCGUUUACAGUAUAGUCCUGAUGCAAAGAAUCCAUAUCUGUGACUGAGUCACAGGCAUUUUUGGCACUGGCAGUGCCAAGCAUUUUUGUUUAACUGUUCUUACUUUUAUUUACAGUAUUAUUUUUGUAAAGUGAUUGAGUUUUUUUUUUAUAGGAUUUUGUGUAGUUUUUUAUUCCACUGGUUAGAGAUAAAUAGUAUGAUAUGCUGGUUCAAGAUCACUAUUUUUUCCCUAGUCGUUAAUGAAUAUUCACUGUAUUAGCUUGUGGUAGUUCCUAAAACUAUAAGUUAUUUAUGUAUCUGUUAACAUAUGAAUUAUAAGAAAGCUAUGCAUUUAAUAACUUAGGAAAAAUGUAUUUCUCCUUUCUUUCAACAAACCGGCCAUAUCCCACCAAGUCUGGGUGGCCCAAAAAGAAAAACAAAAGUUUAUCUUUAUAACUUUAGUAAUGUAUACAGGAGAAAGGGUUACUCUCCCCUUGCUUCCGGCAUUUCAGUUGCCGCUUACGACACGCAUGGCUUAUGGAGGAAUAAUUCUAUUCCACUUCCCCAUGGAGAUAAGCGGAAAUAAACAAGAACAAGAACUAAUAAGAAGAUAGAAGAAAACUCAGAGGGGUGUGUAUAUAUAUGUUUGUACAUGUACUUUUUUUUUUUCAACAAACUGGCCGUAUCCCACCGAGGCAGGGUGGCCCAAAAAGAAAAGCAAAAGUUUCUCUUUGUAAAUUUAGUAAUCUAUACAGGAGAAGGGGUUACUGGCCCCUUGCUCCCGGCAUUUUAGUCGCCUCUUACAACACGCAUGGCUUACGGAGGAAGAAUUCUCUUCCACUUCCCCAUGGAGAUAAGAGGAAAUAAACAAGAACAAGAACUAGAAAGAAAAUAUGUAGAAGAAAACCCAAAGGAGUGUGUACAUAUAUGCUUCUACAUGUAUGUGUAGUGUGACCUAAGUGUAAGUAGAAGUAGCAAGACGUACCUGAAAUCUUGCAUGUUUAUGAGACAGAGAAAAGACACCAACAAUCCUACCAUCAUGUAAAACAAUUGCAGGCUUCCAUUUUACACUCACUUGGCAGGAUAGUAGUACCUCGCUGGGCGGUUGCUGUUUAACAACCUUGGGCAAAAUGUAUUUACUUACGCUAAAUAAUUGUAACAUAAUUUUGUUGGAGAUUUAUAAAAAAAUUAUAAAUUUACUUAUAAAAUAUUUAAAAUAAUAAUAGUUUACAAAUGUUCAAUUUAGAUUUGAAGUAAGGGUGAACAUAAUCAGGUUAGAAUCAAAGGUAACAAAAACCAAAUGUACUGCAGUAACAGUUCUUGAAAUCACAUUGAUUUUAAAUUUUGUAAUAAAAAUAUGAUAUCCUUAGGAUGAAUUUAUUAUGAUUAAUACCCUUUGCAAUAUAGAUUAACGUGAUGUUUAAAUUUAAUUAAUAUAUCUUUUGAUAAUGGACAAAUAUUGUAUGCCUUGGUGGGAGACUGCCGAAAUGUUAAAAAAAAAAAAUGUAAUACUUGCAAAUUCAGUUGUUCUUGGUGUUAUUUCUAACUCCUUGAGAGGUAAUUGAGGGUUUUUCACAUUACUCCUUUUUUUUCCUGAUCACUAAUUGUUUCCCACAAAGGCUGAGCAACAUAAAAAGAAGGAAACAUUCACAUGUAUUCAUUAUUUGAUAUGUGAUUUUGUUCAUUUUUCUUAAAUUUCUGAUUAAAAUUUGAAAUGCAUUUGUUAUCUGAAAGAAAGCUGUUUUUAUGUUUUAAAUAUUUUCACUGGUACACUGUGAUUAAUUGUUACUUUUGAACUCAUGGCCUACAUGAAGAGUACUGACUGAACAAAUUAUGAAUGCUUCUGUAAAUAUUUUUAGAUUGUUUCCCUAACAAGUUUCAAAUUAAAACAUUAUUUCAAACCUUUUUCAACACCCAUUAAACUGAUAAAAUCUUUUCAAGAGCCACUGAAAUGAUUAAAGCAAAUGCUGUUGUUACACAUCAUCAUUUAAGGUGCAGGUUUAAGUUUGUUCAAAUGACUUGAUUUUGUACAAGAGAACACAGUGUUUGUUUUCAGUAGCAAGAAAAAUGUAAAAACAUGAAAUGUAAUUUAUCAGUAACCACCAAAUCAAUACCAUAAUUGCUCAGUGUGAUUACUUGAUGGAAUGGACCAUAUUGAAAUUUACUUUAGGUAUCCUAAGUUUUUAGGUAUCAAAGUUUUUUGACAUAAGAGAAAUAUUAACAGAUAGCAAAAAUGUAUCCUGGAACAUCUCUGUACCACUGAAAUCUGCUUAGGUCUAGGCACAGUCUUUAACAGAAAGGCACAGAGAGGCACUUCUCUGUCCAGGUUAAUUGCUAUUUUCCUGACUUCACCCAGGUUGAAGGUGUCCCUCAAGGCUGUGUUCUUAGCACUACCCUCUUUCUGCUUCCUAUUUAAGACCUUACCUCUGUUCUUCCUUCCAGUAUUUAGUCAUCUCUUGGUCAACAGUUUUGCUGUAGCUUGUGCAGGCAUGCACUGUACAAACUACAGCUGCACAAGCUAUUGAUUGUGCUUCCCUCUUUGACACCUCUCAUGAGUUUAAAUUUUCUGUUCUUAAUUAAAACUCAUCAGUUUACUUUCAGAAGAUGUCCUGUUUUCCCUCAAACAGUUCAGUACCUGUAUAGUUCCCAUAUCUCUGAACAGGAUACAGCUAAAUUUCUCAGCCUUCCGUUUGAUUGCUGACUCUCCAGGAAGCCUCUUAUAACCUUGAAAACUGCUUAUCAUAGCUGCUUGAGCCUCCUUAAAACUCUAGCUCACCUUUCUUGAUGGAGCUGAUAUACACUCCCUUCUUCACCUUCAUUCCAUCCUAAUCUUAUUUAAACUAAGCUUCAAUGACCACCUAUACACUUCAUCUUUCCCUAUUUGUCAUAAUGGGUUAUGUUUGUGUCUAGAUUUUCUGUUCAUCCUCCAAUUGUGAGCCUAUAUGAAGAAUUAACAUAUCAUCUUAGUAAGAUUGGCACAAUGACCAUGGUCUUUGUUAUUUUUGUCUGUUCUCACGAAAUUCAUGAUUCCCCCUAUAUGGAAUGGUAAAGGACGUUAGAAAGGCUUCUCUGUUUGUCACCCUAAUUUACUCUGCCCUUUUCGUCACUAUGUUCAUUCUCUCUUGGCUUCCCUUAAUUUACCUCCCUUCUAGGUCCACCCUGCAUCUUACUUUCCCCUCCCUCCUUAGAAAGUCCCAAUUAUUCGUGCUGACUCUUCCUUAUUUCCAAGUGCGAAAGUUCACUUGCCUUCAUUAACAACACUCAUUCUUAAUCAUUUCCAUUAUCAGUCUCAUGUUAUUGCAGUGUACACUGAUGGUUCUAAAUCCCCUGAUGGUGACAGUUUUUCCUGACAGAAUCAUCCAAGGUCAUUUACUAGACUCAGCCAGCUUUUUCAUAUUCAUCCUUUCACACAUUGCUACCUGUUGCACUGUAUGACAUUUCCGGGUUUGGCACUUAAUUUUAUUAUAUUAUUAUUAUAGUAAUUUAAAUAGUAUGUGCACCUUUUACUGCCCAAAGCCCAAAAAUUAAAAUUGUUCUCAUUGUCCAUAUUAAAAAAAAAAAAUUCUUAUCAAUUAAACAAGUACAUUUUUAUGAUGGUAAUAAAACAAAAAAAUUCCUGUUAGUAUUUGCCAAGAUAAAGUGCUGCACACUUAACAUUUUUCUGUUUUUAUAUUUUCUUUGAGAUUUUCUAAUUUUUUACAUUUUUCCAGUAAUUUUUGUGGCCCAUGUGACCCAUAUCAUGCACAAUAUACACCCACCCACCUGUUGCAUGCAACACAAUAUCUGCACUAAUAGUGUCAUAUGUAAAUUGUUUACAGAACAUGUUUACACAACAACACACACACACACAGUUACAAAUGUUUCACAUUACUAUUGUUCUAGCAUUCAUGUACACACAUGCUAGCACUGGUCAUGUUCCCAGAGCUGUGGAAGUCCUUGAAACAUGACUCUAUACACAGUGGUGUUUACUCACUUUACAUAAAGUAUCUCUCUCGGCUUUGGCGGGGCCUUUUGUGCACGGACAUAGCAUCUCCUCUGAGCCUAUUUCUUCUUUUCUGUAGCAGGAAGUGUUGUUAGGAAGUGAUCACCAAACUUCAAACAAAAGGGUAUUCGGUGAUCAUCUGGCAGCGAUAUUUCCAGCAUUCUGAGUGUCACUUUUGGUCAUUAUAUGUUUGAAACCAAAGAACUCAUCAAUGGUUCCAUAAUUCUCAUUGUUAGAGCUGUCACUGGGGAAUAAAACUCGUUCAGUUCACAGUGCGACUGCAGAGGCUCCAAUUUUUUUGUAUACUGUUCACACUACCACACAAACCUGUUCUUUCCUAUGUAGGCUUAUCAGGUCUCUCGCACCAAAUUUGAAGCCACUAGAAUUUUUGCGUAAAACUAUUUGAGGGACUCUGGCAUCAGUAACAGAUCUACAUGACAGCCACUGAAAGAGUUAAUUAAUGAUUGGAUAAGAUAUUAAGCAGUCUGAAAUAUAUGAUUUUAGUGGAAUUUUUAUAAAUGUUUAUUAUAAAAAUUUUAGUAUGUAGAAUGUAUUUGCUGUAAAUUAUUGGUUUAGUUGGAAUGUUAGUUAGAUUCCCAUCAGAUAUGUAAAACAAAGCUCAUCUUGCUGAAAUUUAGUUACUAUAUUCUAUGUUUGUUAAGUAAUAUUACCAGGCUUCUUGUAUUUUUCUAUUGGUAAAAAAAUAAUGGUAUCUAUCAUUAAUAUUACAUAAGAUAGAAUAGUCAAACCGUUGGCAAGUGUCUUGCAUCCUGUGAUCUCUGUACCCAGUAAUAGUUGGUGACCUGAAUGCCUGUUAGUCGAAGGAUAAUGUUCAGGGGGUUGAUGGUUAGUCUGUAUAUUCAUUGGCAAGUUGUCCCAGCCUUCAUGUGUUGUUCCUUGAUGCUGGAACAUACAGCUUGCUACAUUGAGUAUCGAUUAUUAUUAGCAGCAACUUUCAUAUUAAACUGAACUCUAAGUGGGUAACAUUACAGCUGAAUAACCAAGACUCAGAAGGACUAAUAAAUAGCUUGUGAUAAAAGCCAUGACCCGUAAAGUAUUUCUUCAUGCUUUUGGUAGUUUAAUAUUGACCAGGCAUUUAGUAAUGUUAAGGUGGCUUGACAUGCAAAAAUAUGUAUUAGUGAUAACUUGCUUUUUUUAGGCGUAAUAUAUAAAAACAGAAUCAUUAUACAGAGUAAAUUUGCCAUGCAAGCCUAAUCAAAGGUAGUUAGGAAAUCUAAUAUGUGAAUUUAUAUUUGAGAGGAUAAUAGUACUUGUAUAAUAAUUUAUUGAACCAGUGCUAAAACAUUCCAUUCCUAACUUCAGUUUUUAUGCUGUAUUUGUUGAAAGAACAUUAAAAUAAAAUUUUAUUUAUU